Messenger RNA from Anolis sagrei ordinatus, 1182 nucleotides. RefSeq names its product adaptor related protein complex 3 subunit sigma 1 (gene AP3S1). The record is from RefSeq and is a predicted model, not a curated record. Gene Ontology annotation, biological process: Golgi to vacuole transport; intracellular protein transport. NCBI's taxonomy places the organism in Eukaryota, Metazoa, Chordata, Lepidosauria, Squamata, Anolidae. Gene Ontology annotation, cellular component: AP-3 adaptor complex; intracellular membrane-bounded organelle; membrane coat.
GGGGUUUCUGAGGCAGAGGGAAGAAGGGACCCAGCGGGGAAGGAGGGAAGUAAGAGGCUGCUUCAGCGCCUCAGAAGGGGAGGCCGAGGCAGAUCGCUUCCCCUUCUUCGGCGUCUCUUUUAGGGGCUCCUCGGCCUCUCUUCCUUCGUCACCAUGAUCAAAGCCAUCCUCAUCUUCAACAACCACGGCAAGCCGCGCCUCUCCAAAUUCUACCAGCGCUACAGUGAAGAUACACAGCAACAAAUUAUCAGAGAAACAUUUCAUUUAGUGUCAAAACGGGAUGAAAAUGUUUGUAACUUCCUAGAAGGAGGGUUAUUAAUAGGUGGCUCCGAUAACAAAUUGAUAUAUCGACACUAUGCUACAUUGUAUUUUGUCUUCUGUGUUGAUUCUUCAGAAAGUGAACUUGGCAUUUUAGAUUUAAUACAAGUAUUUGUAGAGACAUUAGACAAGUGUUUUGAGAACGUCUGUGAACUGGAUUUAAUUUUCCAUGUAGACAAGGUUCAUAAUAUUCUGGCUGAAAUGGUGAUGGGUGGAAUGGUUUUGGAGACUAAUAUGAAUGAAAUUGUCACCCAAAUUGAUGCUCAGAAUAAACUGGAAAAAUCUGAGGCUGGUUUAGCAGGAGCCCCAGCCCGGGCAGUUUCAGCUGUAAAGAAUAUGAACCUUCCAGAGAUCCCAAGAAAUAUUAAUAUUGGUGACAUCAGUAUAAAAGUGCCAAACCUACCCUCUUUUAAGUAAUUUGUGCACUCCAGGUAAAAAAAAAAGAAAAAUAACUAGAAGAUGAUUGCAUAAAUGUUUACCAAACCAAUGUUUUGUCAUUUGAAUAAAAGAUGAAGGUACUGUGUAGGAAUUCUUUAAAUAAACUAUGUGUAAUUGUUUUUGUUUUGAUUAGUGAACUGAAAGAGAGUGGAUGAUCUGUGAUUUCUCAUUAACAUUCCAAUGUCCGACUAAGCAUAUCACGUCUAAAACAAUCAUGUAAUUUUCUGGAAAAUAAUUCAAAAUAUUUCUUUAGUUUGUGAAACAUGUUUUUCUUUGUAUAGAACAAGUUCUGUAAUUAAUAUAGCAGUCCUGAUCCUAUUUCUUUGGGACAUUUAAGACCCAGAUAUAUGUCAUGCAUAAAAUAUAUGUAUAUGUUGCACAAUAGCAUUCAACUGUACUUUUUCAAUAAAGAUGUAAUGAAUUAGA